AAAAUGAAUCUUUUAACAACUGUGUUCCUUGUUCUGAUUUUUUUCACUUGUGCGUAUGCUGAGAAACCUCACAUUGUAUUCAUUGUCGCGGAUGACCUCGGCUGGAAUGAUGUUGGGUUUCGGAACCCUCAAAUGAUCACCCCUAACCUGGACAGACUGGCCAAAGCUGGAGUCAUCCUCAACUCUUCUUACGUACAGCCUUUGUGUUCACCCUCCAGAAACUGCUUCAUGUCAGGAUAUUUCCCCUAUCACACUGGACUACAGGAUGGCGUUAUCGACGACGACGCAGCGAAAUACAUGCCAGCCAAUCUAAUAACAAUUCCACAGAAACUGAAACAACUCGGCUAUGCUGCUCAUAUGGUUGGGAAGUGGCAUCUUGGAUUCUGUAACUGGAAAUAUACACCCACAGAGAGAGGCUUUGACUCCUAUCUUGGAUUUUACACUGGUUCAGAGGACUAUUUUACCCACCUGAGAAAGAUGAAGGAAGUCAAAGGUGAAGUAGGACUGGAUUUUCACCUCAACAAGACUGCAUAUAGAGACGCCAAUGGGACCUAUUCUGCAAAUGUGUUUGCUAACAGGGCUGUUGAAAUCAUUACAAACCACGACAAAAGUAAACCACUUUAUCUAUACCUUCCAUUCCAGUCUGUUCAUACACCUCAUCAAGUUCCAGCUAAAUAUGAAAACAUGUACAAGAACAUAGAAAACAUAAAGAGAAGAAUCUAUUGUGGAAUGGUGAGUGCUUUGGAUGAAGCUGUGGGAAACAUUACGAAGGCUUUAGAAGGCAAAGGUCUCAUGGACAAUCUUUUGUUAGUCUUUACAACCGAUAAUGGCGGUCCUACAUUUCUUGCUGCUAAUAACUUGCCUUUACGAGGAGCUAAAAAUACUCUGUGGGAAGGGGGAACGAAAGGCACAGGAUUCAUCUACAGUAAAACCCUUCUGAAGAAGACGGGUUAUCUUAACACUGGAAUGAUGCAUGCUGUGGACUGGUACCCGACGUUUGUGGAGCUGGCUGGUGGAGAGAACACAGACCCCAACAUGGACGGAGUCAGCCAGUACGACAUGCUCAUCAAUGGUGGGCCCACCAAACGGAAUGAGUUCGUCUACAACAUAUAUGACGAGCGGGAAGCAGCUGCCGUAAGGUACGGAGAUCUCAAGCUCAUGCAAGGGAGUCCGGGUGAUCACAAUGGCUGGGCUCCUUUGCCACAUGUGGGAAUUGACGAAGAUGUCUAUGAAGCUGAUAACCAAACCUUCCCUCCCUUCAUGCUGUACAACAUUACUGCAGAUCCAACUGAACAUUUCGACCUCUCAGCGACGUACCCUGAGUUAGUGGACAUGAUGAAGAAGAGGCUGGAGAACUGGAAGAAGUCCCGUGUUCCGGCGCAGAGCAAUGCUGGUGUUCCUGCAGCAAACCCUGAAUACUACGGCGGUGUAUGGAGUCCAGGCUGGUGUUAAUGACUCUUUCAAACAGACACUUCCUCACAGAAAAAUUCGUUAACACUGGAUUGAUGUUCAGAAUACGAACUGUCACACCUACUUGUCAAAUCGAGUCUUAACCGCAAUAACUUCAUUUGUCUUCAAAUAUAGAACACUCUGUAUUUUAGAACAUGUUUUGUUAAUAAAAGAGGUUACAAUAAUGGA
Messenger RNA from Haliotis rufescens (red abalone), 1638 nucleotides. Its product is annotated as arylsulfatase B-like. The transcript has a single exon. Bases 4 to 1452 code for a protein of 482 amino acids. NCBI's taxonomy places the organism in Eukaryota, Metazoa, Mollusca, Gastropoda, Lepetellida, Haliotidae. The record is from RefSeq and is a predicted model, not a curated record.